CCACAAACAAGGCUACCUACCUGGGAUAUCCGCGACCCCCCCGGGCUGCAUCGACGUCAACCCAGCGGCAAAGACCACCUCAGCCAAAAGUACAAACAGGUGGCACUGAACCGAGCUGCCACCCCGGGUACAUACUUUGUCUUGCUCCCUUGCUGGCCCACGCCAGGCCAUCGCCUCCGACCUCUAGAAAAUCUACUGGCUUCCCUACACGUCUACGCCUCUCUUCCCAUCGCCGGCCCCGUCAACUUUUACAGCGAGCGAGCCCUCUUGCAAAUACCGUGUACGCCGCCUCGGUGCCGAAACCUGGCCCUCGCGCUGGCUACGAGCUACCUCUCCUGGGCCUGCCGUUCGCUUCCUACCUUAGGUAGCCAGGCUGCCACGCCGCCGAAGCCCCCCAUGAGCGAUUCACCCUCUCCGCCGGCGCCACCUCAUCCUCCCUCCCUGUCGUCCAACAAGCCAGCCGACGAGGCAGUCCCGACGUCCGGGCCUUCGUCCGCCGCCAGGACCCCGGCCAUCCUCCACUCGUCCGCGACUUUCCCCAUUCCUGAGCACGACAGCAUCACGACGUCGCCCGCGCCCUCGUCGCCCUCCUCCUCGUCGUACCUGGGCAGCAUGUGGACGGGCCUGAUACGCCGCUUCUCCUCCGAGGACGGCCAAUUCGGCAGCCAGGUCGAUGGUUCCCUUCACCACUCUCACCACAGCCAGGCGGAGCAGCACCACCACUACAAGGACGGCGUGAACGGCGUCUUCCAGCCUGCGGUGCGGCGAGCCACCCCGUUUCGCCCCCCGCCUCUCGAGCCACUCGUUCUGCACGGCUACCGCGACAGCACGCCAACCUCCGCUCGGCUAUUGACAAACGCCGUAGCCGAGGAGAUACGAGCCAUGGUACCGGAACGGCUGCGCAUCGUGGAAGACUGGCAUCUCGUCUACAGCCUCGAGCAGGACGGCGCUAGCCUGGCGACACUCUAUCAGAAGUGUAGGCAGUACGAGCGGCGGAGGGUUGGGUUCGUCCUCGUCGUCAAGGACCAAGAAGGAGGGGCCUUCGGCGCGUACCUCUCCGAGUACCCCCACCCGGCGCCAUCAUACUUUGGCAACGGCGAGUGCUUCCUUUGGCGGGCUUCGACCCUUGCUUCCUUGCCACCACCUCCCUCGGCGGACACGACCAACCUCACCCGGCACACGACCCUGGCCCCGCCCCCCAGGCCGGAAUCCGCAGCCGGAAGCGGCGCUUCGACACCCAGCGAGUCGAUACGCUUCAAGGCGUUCCCAUACAGCGGCCUCAACGACUGCUACAUCAACUGUGAGGCGGGCUACCUCAGCGUAGGCUCGGGCGGCGGCCACUACGGCUUAUGGCUCGACGACUCGCUGGAUAUCGGCCACAGCUCCCAGUGUGAGACAUUUGGCAAUGAGCCACUCAGCGAUGCUGGCGAAAAGUUUGGAGUAUUGGGCGUCGAGCUAUGGGUUCUGGGAGCUUGAAGUGCCCGAUAUUGUCGGGCCUGGCUCGAGGCUAUUGGACUCGACGCCGCCGACUCUCAAGCCUCUUGGGAAGCUUUGAAUGAUACGAUCCUUGACCGUGGCUUGUGGAUUUGAUUUCCGGCGUCACGGCAACGGCAAAAUCGCGUUUAAAUCAUUUGGUAAACGCAAGCCAUAUUGGCAUCAGUGGCUUGCGGCCGUGGCUGCGCGUCGGGGAAUUCGAGGAACAUGGCAUCCGCGCAGAUGUGAUGCCGAGCUAAUUUCCACUCCUCUCACUCCAAGUAACAGUGGGCAACAGAAACAAAAGAAACGACGUCAUCAUGUCUAGGAGCAGUCAACCGGCAGACUGCUGCCUUCUUGAUUCAAACUCUACUAUUCCCUGGAGCACACCCUCUGGAGACGGGGUUUCGGCGCAGACAUGCGGCUCAAAGCCGAACGAUUCAAUGAGAUGUGUCCUAGUCGUCGGACCAAUGGUCGCAAUGUAGGUGCCCGUGUCUUCUCGGACGUGCCUAGCCUUGCCGGUUGCCUCGUCGAGCAUGCCGAGGCAUCGGAGCAUGCUGUCGCAUCCCGUCGGAGAGAAGACGACGACCCAUCUCGACGGCGCGUCGUGUGUGGCGCUCAGCAUGCGAGCAAAAUCUUCCGGGAACGACUCCAUGACCCCGGUCCCAUAUACAACUUCCUCAUCGACACGUAUUCUGUCGGCGGCUGGGAGGGAUGGGUCCAUGAGAGUUCGGGCUAUGAUGUCGCGACGUUGUUCUCCGACGAGGAACAGCAGAGGGGGGCGCGUCGGACGGUCGCGAUACCAUUCACCGUAAUGCUGCAUCAUGAAAUGGGCUAGAGCUUCGCCAUUGCCCGUGUGUUCGCCGAAUAUUUGCAGGCGGGGCUCUUGUACGACGGCUCUCAGGGCGCGGGUCGUGGCCGGGCCAACGCUGUAUAUGGGAACAUCCUGCAGAUGUGGCCAGCUGGAAUCUCUACCUGCAAAAUUCAAGAACAGUCCGUUAGCACGUAGAAUGAAAGAUGAUGGGGGUGAGUUUGAGUCGUCAAUGCAAGCACGCACCUCUCCCAUCCUGAAC
Molecule: messenger RNA, 2546 nt
Organism: Purpureocillium takamizusanense
Lineage: Eukaryota; Fungi; Ascomycota; Sordariomycetes; Hypocreales; Ophiocordycipitaceae
Gene: OXR1
Product: oxidation resistance protein 1
Exons: 2
Coding region: 397-1476 (359 amino acids)
Biological process (GO): response to oxidative stress
Cellular component (GO): nucleus
Source: RefSeq, a predicted model, not a curated record